CUGCUCACUUCUGUCAGUGUGAGGGAAUGCUGGACACCCACAGAAAACAAGGGAGUCUACAAGAAGAACGGCUCCAGAGCCCUCAAGUCCUCCUCCUCCUCCUCUUGGAACAACCAGAUGUCAGAAACUGAGCUGGAAAAGAUAAAAAUCAGAGCAGCAGAGAAUUUUGAAAAUGAUAAAAAUAAUAUUUCUUGGUUGAAUGAAGAAUUAUCCAAUUCAAGCCAAAAUCCCCUUGAAGAUUCUGAUAUUCAACUCACAAAUGAAAAACACUCAGAUGAGAAAUCUGUUAAGGGCAUCGUUAUAAAUUCAGUAUCCGAAUUCAAUAUUGCCGACGCACCAUCCAAGGAAGCCCCCAAUGAGAAAAAACUGUCAGCAUCCAGCACAUCAUUAUCUUCUCCUGAAGAGUGCCAAACCAAAUUCUCAUACCUCCAAAACGAUACAUCAUUUCAUCAGAGAGACAAUGAUGAUGAAUGUGCCUCACUUAUUCUCACCUGUCUGUUUUGCCAGUUUUUGGAUUGCCUUCUAAUGCUGCCUGAUACUUGUGAAACUGUGUGCAUAAAUACGUGCUGCCCAUCUCACCGAUACCAUCAUGCCUCCGAUGAGAAUCACGCCAGAAAUGACUGCAAUUGCAAUUGUGAUGUUGACUGCAGCCUGUUUGAAUCUUGUCACGAGACAAGCGAGUGCUUAGAGCUGGCCAUGGAGAUUUCAGAAAUCUGUUACCGCUAACAUAAGAAAGCACCAGAUCCCCACAGAAAGAAAGAAAGAAAGAAAGAAAGAAAGAAAGAAAGAAAGAGAAAAAGAAAAAAACUCUGAUUUCCUAGAAAUUUCCCAUAUGACCAGGAUGUGAGGUCUAUUUGUUAUAAACAUCUUGGACUCUGUAUAUCACAUUAUCUUGCAUCCAUUUGGGAAGAAUUGCAUUCCGCACGCAAGGUCCUUGUUCACAAUUUCACAACUGCACGACACUCAGAAACAAAAUCUUUAAUCGUAGAUGAAACACAAAUCCAAAACAACCGACACAAAAUGUUUUCACUGCAUUCCUGCUUUCCAGCUGGCAUGCUAAUCCCCUCUUUCUGUGACUACAUUCACCAGCUCGCACCAUGGAUUCAGCCCUAUCCCCAAAUUCCGGGCGAACUGGGGCACUCUUUUAGGAUUGACAUCCAUAUAUUAGCUCUUCUUUUUAAUAGACUCAUACAUAAACAUCAUGCUUUGUUGGUUACUAUUAAUAAUGGAUGAUAGAACAUCAUUUUAUAAUUAAAAAUUUAUUUAUACAAUCCCUUAAAACUCACUUAUAUGUUCAGUUUAGGUAGAAAAGGGAAUUAAAUGAUUAGGAACCAUGUUGCUGUAAUUACAGCCGAUGUCUCUGAAACAUCUCUGGUGGAUUUGAAGUCUGAUGUGCUUCAGCGGAGUGCUGUAAUUCUAGACCAUAUUAAUCUGUGUCUAUGAUUAUGCCAUAACAGGUUAUGUCUAUUUUUAAUUUGUUACAGGAAGGUUCUCCUUAGUUCUAAUGAGCAUUAAUGGGAACUGUGUGCAUGUUUCAGGAGGAGAAUGACCUCGGUUAAUCAAUUGCUUUUUUUCCUGAUUUCUGUCAUAGGGUAAACAGGAGAAUGCAAAAGAAACUACAGUUUUCUUAGUUUGAAUUUCUACGAGCACGAAAAAGAUAUAAAAAUGCGGCUAUCCAUUCAGCAUGGAGCUCUUAAUGCAGCAUGUCAUUCAGAUACUAUGGAUUUUUCCCUUCCUGAUAAAGUUUGUGAUUAUUAACAUUAAUAAAAAUUUUGACCACCACAACAUACUUGUAUAAUAACCAAGGACACAAUAUGAAAUAGAAAAUGAUUUCUUAGCUCAAAGCAGGGAAAAGAAAACAGACAAUCUUCUCUGAAAAUCUUUCUUGAUUAUAGUUAUUCCAGAAUAUACCUUAAUUUCAGGAGACUCCAUUCUGUUGUCUUUAAGCAAACAAUGCUCAUCAAUUUGCUCUUCUGAUUUUCCACCUACCCUGCCAUUACAGCACCUCUUCUCACCAGGAAGAAUGAUCCUCCAGACUCCAAUCUGUAAAUAGUCCAUCCAUACAUCGCCCCCAUUCUCCAUGCCCUUUUUCUCCCUCCCAGUGAAAUUUUGGCUCUGUGCCCUGAUGUUGAGCUGUUCUGAUUAGUGGGUUAGUCAAUGAAAAUUCCCUUUCACCCACUAUAACCAGUAAGUCCCAGACCAUACCAAACCUUCUAGCCAUCCACUAGUAUACCAGAAACUAUUUAGCAUGAGUCCUUGGCAUCAGCCCUGCCCUUCUAGUUAUUCCCCUCCCUUCCAUUUCUUGAUCUUGUUCUGAUAAUAGCAACCAAAUAUUUUUUUGCUUCUAGACAGGGAGUAACAAUCCAUGGCUCCAUUCAUAAUCCCUGUGGCUUGCUUAAACCAAACUUUUCUUCCUAGAGAACAUGUUUAUUCCCCUAUUAGAAUGUAAGCUUUUUGAAAGCAGGAAUUCUUUUUUCCAUAUUUUCAUCCCCAUCACUUAGCACAGUAUCUGGCUUAUAGAAGAUACUUAAUAAUAUUAUUGACUGACUUAAAGAUAAGAUAACUAAUUAAUAAAUGAUAUUUUCUAACUGCCAACA
Molecule: messenger RNA, 2597 nt
Organism: Antechinus flavipes (yellow-footed antechinus)
Lineage: Eukaryota; Metazoa; Chordata; Mammalia; Dasyuromorphia; Dasyuridae
Gene: MDFIC2
Product: MyoD family inhibitor domain containing 2
Exons: 5
Coding region: 118-726 (202 amino acids)
Source: RefSeq, a predicted model, not a curated record